AUGACUACAAGCCCCCUCCGCCGCCCCCGCCACGACAUUGGGACGAAUAUUACUAUAGCUACAGGAGACCCCCUCCGCCUCCACCGCACCACGGGCCUCCACCGCCCCCGCCGCCUCCGCACGACGGAAGGCAUCCCCGACAUCCUGAUGAUUUCGGGCCCCCUGACCAUAGACCUCCUCCACCGCCACCGCACCACAGGCCUCCCCCUCCCCCGCCGCCUCCGCACGACGGAAGGCAUCCCCGACAUCCUUAUGAUUUCGGGCCCCCUGACCAUAGACCUCCUCCACCGCCACCGCACCACGGACCUCCCCCGCCGCCUCCACACGAUGAAAGACAAUCUGGAUACGGUCCACCAGACCGUAGACCACCGCCUCCAGGACACGAUGGACAUCCACCUCCGCCGCCGCCUCCACACGAUGACGAAAGACGAUCCCGAUAUUCUGAUGAUUAUGGUCCACCCCACCAUAGGCCCCCUCCUCCACCACCUCCUCCAUACGACGAAAGAGAACCCCGACAUCCUGACGAACACGGUCCACCACACCAUAGACCACCGCCUCCACGACACAAUGGACAUCCACCCCCACCGCCGUCUCCACAUGAUGAUGAAAGACAACAUCGAUAUUCUGAUGACUUCGGUCCCCCACACCAUAGGCGUCCCCCUCCACCGCCGCCCCCACACGAUGAAAGACAAUCCCGAUAUCCUGAUGACUUCGGUCCACCUCACCAUAGACCUCCGCCUCCACCGCACCAUGGCCCUCCAGGUACUGAAGACUAUAGACAACCUCAUGACCAUCGUGGGUCUCCACCGAAUGGCCAAGAACCACCUGGUGAUAACAGGCAUACUGGUAGACCUGGACCACACGACAAUGGGGAGCAACCAGGCUAUGAAAAUACAGUAAAUGAACAGAUUCUUCAAAACCUUAAACUCAUUUUCAUGGAAGGUAUUAAUAAUGCUCCGCAUGGUCAAACUCAAAAUGACACAACAGAUGUAAAAGUAUCGAAUGCAGAGAUUUCUAAACGCAGAGGUGGACA
This is a messenger RNA of Leguminivora glycinivorella, 1033 nucleotides long. RefSeq lists its product as uncharacterized. Bases 1 to 900 code for a protein of 299 amino acids. The record is from RefSeq and is a predicted model, not a curated record. The transcript has 2 exons. NCBI's taxonomy places the organism in Eukaryota, Metazoa, Arthropoda, Insecta, Lepidoptera, Tortricidae.